UCCAGUUGUGAAGAAAUGUACCUGCUGUCCAGCGCCAGAGAGAAACAACAGUUGAGGUGUUCAUGUUCCAUCUUUUUAUCUCUGUCCACAGCCUCUGGACUCUCAACACCACCCACCACCCCAACCCAGGUGGCCAGCCAGCCUGUGUUCACCCAGGAGGCCCAGGCGAGCGGGCCCAGCCCCGAGCGCCUGGAGCCGAGGUCCAGAUCCCGCUCCCACUCCACACCUGCAGACACAGGACAGCGUCUCUUCCUCCCUUCCGCUAAACCCCCGAUCCCUUCCUCAAGCCCUGUGCCAGCUUACUCUACCUCACAACAAGUGUCCGGGUUAUUCGAAGGCAUGCUGGAGAAACUUGAACUGGAUGAUGAAGGUGAGUGCGAUCAUCUGCUGCUCUUUGUUGUCACUGCCUCCACCGACACAGGCUUCAGAAGAAGAUUGGUCCUCCACUGGUGUAGUAAGAAUGGAAAUAAUAAUACUAUAUAUGAUUAAAAGUUGAAAUAUGUUCUAAAUCAAUAUAAAGAUG
This is a messenger RNA of Paralichthys olivaceus (Japanese flounder), 523 nucleotides long. The record is from RefSeq and is a predicted model, not a curated record. NCBI's taxonomy places the organism in Eukaryota, Metazoa, Chordata, Actinopteri, Pleuronectiformes, Paralichthyidae.